This is a messenger RNA of Episyrphus balteatus (marmalade hoverfly), 2636 nucleotides long. RefSeq lists its product as uncharacterized. Bases 613 to 2211 code for a protein of 532 amino acids. The record is from RefSeq and is a predicted model, not a curated record. The transcript has 3 exons. NCBI's taxonomy places the organism in Eukaryota, Metazoa, Arthropoda, Insecta, Diptera, Syrphidae.
UUUCCGCUCACCCCUCCAUUUUGUUUUUGUAAAAAUAAAAAUAAAAAAGAUAUUUCUUCCAUUUUUUCUCAAUUCUGCAAUUCAUCGCCAUUUGUUUUGUGUAGAUUGUCAUAAAAUUUUAAGCAAAAGCGCACAAAACAAGUUCUUAAAGUAAUUUUUUUUCAUGUGUUUUUAGUCAAACACGAAAUUAUUAAGCAAGCAGAAGCAGUCUGUUGUUUGUAAAGAAGAAGAGAAAAAAAAAAUUUAUCUGUUCUGCAUUUUUUUCAAUUUUUUUUUUAUUUCCAAAAAAGGAAUCAAAUCAAUUUCAUGAAAAAUUAAAAAUUUAUGAAAUAAAAAGACAACAACUGCAACAGUUUGAUUCGGUUUUUUGGUUUCAUUUUAAUUUUUUUGGCGUCGUUUUGUGGAAAAUAAAAAAAAAUCGAUUGUGCGAAAUUCUGCAUUAUUUUUAUCUCCAAAAUCAAGUACGCAAUUGAAAUUGUGCGAAACAAAACAAUAAAAAAAAAACAUAAAUUUGAAAAAAUCAAAAAAAUCUAUGCCCUUCAAGCUCCAAGGGCUCCAAGUCUGAAACAAUCGAAGAGACCUUAAAAUACCUAAAUUGGAAACAAAAAAAGCAUGAAUAAGGAUUUAAAGUCCAAAGAAGAUGCGUCUCCGCUCACAACCAGUACCGAAUCAGAGACAUUCGAUACGUGGACUGUGAUAACAGACAAAACAACAGAUCUAAUCCCCCAAGAGAUACCCUCGCCCCCACCCACACCUGAAAAAGUUGAUGAAGAAGAUGAGGAAGAUGAAAUCGCUGAAGAUGCUGUCCGAGUCGAAGUCUUCAAAGCAACUGAUGAUCAAUUGGAAAAUAGAUACAAUGACAUCGACGAUCUCUCAGAUGGCAUCUCAAUCAUCAGCGAAUGUGAGAGUGUCGGAAGGAUAUCUCCACAUCCAGAACUCCGAAAGCAUCUAUCAGAACUGAAUAUGCGAUUUGUUGAAGUGAUUCCACCAUCACUUCGAAUGACAAAUUCAGCUGGAAGCGAUAGUACUUCACGAAACUAUGAAGCAAGCUCCGAGCAUUCUUCAGAUGUUUUCCAUCAAGUGGAACCAUUGUUGGAAAACAACCGAAGACCACGAAGAUCAUCAUGCCAAUUGACAGACACAUCAGAUUUCCAACCAACACUACGAAGUGGUUUGCGAGGACUUUUCUAUGUUGGAGCUUUGCUUGGAGUUUUGGCCUUUAUCAGUAAAUUAAAAUACGAGUCAGUGCAUGGCACCAAUACAGAUGUACUUAAUCAAAAAAUAAACGACUUAGAACUGAAAAAUAAUCUCAUGAGGGCAGAAAUUGAUAUUCUAGCCAAGCAGGUGAACUACUUAACGACACUGAGUGAAAAUAAAAAAUAUUCAUCAUCAUCGUCCAAUAAACCCAAGAGUAAUCCGUCGUCGAAAGAAAAGAAGGUCAAAGUUUGGCCAGGCAAUGGAAAUAUAAUUGAAGAGGUAGAAGUAAAUCCAAAGGAAUUUAAGACCCCAUACAAGUGUGAUGGUCAUAAUAAUGUUGAUAUUGCUGGAAUGUGCAUAGAAUUGCCAAAAACAAGUGAAAAUGUGGUCGAUUCUUUGGGUGAAAAGGUGAGAACUGUCAUCGAAGAGAAUGAGCAUUUUGCGAAUUUUGAAAAAAUCGUCGAUAAAGUUGUUAAAAUGACAGAGAAUCCAUUUGGUGAAAAAGUGGAUAAGCCCAGAGAAGCUCCAGACAGUGAGAGAGUAAAUCCCAAAGAGUAUCAACCAAAAAAGAAUGACUAUACUCCUCAUGAACACAAACCUGACAAAUAUGAGGGGAAAAAAUAUGACAAUGAAGGCAAAAAAUAUGACAAUGAGGGAAAAAAAUACGACAAUAAGCGAGAAAGCUUCAAAAAGCACAAAAAGAAUGAUGACGAUGAUGAUGAUGACAGUGGUGAAAGUAAGGAACGAUAUCGUAGAGAUCGAUCUAGUGAAGACUUUAAUGGCUCUGGAGAGAGAUAUAAAAAGUCGAAAGACUAUAAAAAAUAUGACAAAUACUCUUCGUCAGAGUAUGAAAAUGCCAAAAGGGAUGCCGAUGGACAAUGGCACGAGAAACUUAUGCAACAUCGAGAGAAUGCUCGAAAAAAUAGCGACAAACAUCGUCACGAUAAGAAUUGGUAUAUUGAGCGCGGUGAUAGUCGAGAACAAGCUCGAGUUACCGAACAAAAAUAUCGUUGAAAAUAAUUAUGAUUAUUAUGUAUGUAAUUUUACAUGUGAAUUUCUUAAAAAAACAAACCAACCAAUUUUGUGAUCCUUUAUUUUAAUUUUUUUUAUUAUUCUUUAAAAAACUUAACGUUUUCUGUACCAUCUUUAUUUUUUUUUACUUCCGUACACUUUUUAAAUAUGAAUGUACCUUAUGCUUCCUACCAAAAUGUCAAAGAAAUAAAGAAUAUAUAUAUUAACUUUUGUGAUAAAAAAAUUAAACUUUUUUCAAGAAAAAGAAUUGUGGCAAAGGCAGUUGCCACUUUCCUCAAGUGUUUAGGGGGAAAUUCUUGAAUAAAAUUAAAAAAAAAAAAUAAAUAGAAAACAAUCUUUAUCAAAGAAUCUAGAUGUUAGAGUGUAUAUUUUAAAAUAAAAAUAACCCUGUAAAAAGUAAAAAUUUG